AUGGGCAGCCCUGUUGUAGUUGCAUCUCCGAGGAAGAGCCCAUUGUCUGGAAGAAGGCUAAACAAACCGCUUGUGGAGAAGAAACGAAGGGCCCGUAUCAACGGCUGUCUGGGACAGUUAAAAUCUUUGAUUCUCAGUGCCGUGCAAUCUGAGCAAGGCUCACAAGUGUCCAGGCUGGAGAAGGCAGACAUCUUGGAAAUGACGGUUAAAUAUCUCAGGCACGUUCAGCGACAUCAAGCGUCAGCAGUUGCUACCUCAGAACCGGAGGUGGUCGCUAAAUUUAGCGCAGGCUACACGGAAUGUGCUACAGAGGUCAUCCGCUACAUGGAUUCUGUUCAAUGUGUUGCUCCCGAGGUGAGAUCCCGACUAGAGUACCACCUGGUGGAGAGACUUAGGGGCUCUGUCCCCAACACCGUUACGUCAACCACAUCUGGGGCCAAUUCUGCAGGCCUAGCCUUCACGGGAAUGCCGACCAGUACUCAGACAUCCGUGAGUGACGUAUGUGGUAGGCUUGUCUCCUCCACCAACACCUCCAUCCCUGAACAGAUACACCGACAUUACCAAACAGCCGUGGAUUUAGCAAAUAUGGCGGCUGCUGUAACUGCGAAAGAGGCAGUGAAUCCUGCAGCAGGAGCAGAAACAAUAACAGUUUUAAACCAGUCUCAGUCUUUUCACAGAGCACCACAUUCAGUUUCUGAACUGUCGUUAGUCGGAGCGGUCCCUCCUGGCGUGCAUGCGGCGUUCAGUAUGGUCAUUCCUCAAAGAGCCAUGGCAGUUAACCAGAUGUACCAAAGUCGUGAGGGUUACCAUUCUACAUCUACAGAUAUCAUCCGCUCCCACAGUAUUUCCCCGUCACACACACAGCCACGCGAGGUUCCCGUUCCCAUGGUGACUUCGCCGUCAUCAACGUAUCAUGUUAGCCAUAUAAGGCAUCGUAGCGAGCCCGGUUUGUCUCAAAUGGCCUAUUCUUUAACAACAAGCAGGAGUGUCAGUGAGGAAAUGAACAUGUGUAUAAAUAAUGAUGCAAAUAACAACUAUGGAGGAGACAAACUUGUGCAGAAUUCCACAGGUAGCAGCAACAUAAAUGAAUAUCUCAGUUCCUUUCAACGUCCUCUGCAUAUACAUAUUCCUGACGGCGGUUCUUCGCGUCCACAAAAACCGGCGCCGUCACCACCAUACAUACCAGAUAGCCCUUCUCCCCCGGCUCAACAACCCACGCCAUCUCCACCGUUUCUUCACCCACAUGUAGGCUACCCCCACGUAUCGGGACAGUCCCACCCGAUAACUGUAGCAAGCAGCACAGAAUACAUGCCACACACGGUGCUCUAUGGGUACACUGACUAUCAAACGGGUGUUCCACGCAUGUACCCAGCACAGUACAACACGAAUACCACUGACAUCCACACAAGAUCAUCAGACAUCAUGUAUAACGAUAAAAGCAGCAGAGAAUCAGCCAGCAGCAAUUAUAUUGAUAAUAUCAGCCGAGAAUCAGCAAACAACAUUUAUAACGAAAGUAUCGUCAGAAUCUCUACAGACAGAAACAUGUCACAGUUCUUGAAUAACUUUUCUAAAAACUACGCGGACAAUAUCAGCAAUUAUCAGUCAGACUUUGAAAACCACCCAUCCUUCCCGCAUGGAACAAGAGCCACUCCUUCACCGCCCACUCUGUUACCUGAAGAAGCUUACGUCAGCGAUACCAGUGACCAGCACUAUGACAACAGCUAUCAGGACCUGUCCAGUCAAGAAUACAGUCCUGACUUUUCAGCAAAUGGUGAUUUUCGCGCCAGUUUCCCAGCAGCCCUCUCUCCUAACGUCAAAGAAAAUUACGACCCGCAAUCAAUCAGGAGCAACGGUCAAAUGAACUCUAAUGUACAAUACAGAUGUAAUCAGUACGAUCAGCUUUCCGGCUAUCCUCGGCAGCGUCAAAGUAAUCUAACAACAACAUCAGCGAUGAAACAAACCAGCAACUUCCCUACUGAACAAUCCACGGGGAAUGGGCUAACAGACAAUGGCCAGGACGGGAUGAAAGGACCCUGUCAGGCCCAAACCGCCCCCUCCCGCCAAAACGACCAGACACUAUCCCCUCCAACCUUAAAGAAGCGGCUGUUGUUGGCUCAAGGGUCAGCGGGCGAGUGGACGACCCCACGCUACAGUGGAGCGAGCGAGGACAAAAGACAGUUUCGGAGUGACACUGGACGGGUGCUUUCUUUAGAGGUGUCCACAGACCCGCGCCUUGGGCGUGACGAACACGAGUCCCAGGUACAUCAAGAAUCUGCAGCCACGUUACCUGGUGCAGCAUUCUGUGCCCUGCCUGUCCACGCUGUGCCCACUGACGAAAGCUUGUGGCGACCCUGGUGA
Messenger RNA from Candidula unifasciata, 2358 nucleotides. Lineage: Eukaryota; Metazoa; Mollusca; Gastropoda; Stylommatophora; Geomitridae. The record is from the annotation of a GenBank genome assembly.